UGCAACUACAACACAAGCAUACUACGAUUGGUAUCACAUGAGCACGCGUACUAGACUGACAUGUCAACUACCUACGGGGCCAACACAUCCCACACAUAUGGAACAGUUGCACAGAUGAAUAGACACAUCAUCAGCUUACUAUUGUGACUCCACGACAAUCAUCAACAUCUUGCUAUUCGGGUCCAUCAUUUCACGAACAAUUCAAGCAACCAACAACUAAUUUUUUUCAAAUUGAUAUUUGCAACGAAGUAGGGGCGAUGGCGAGGGAAGGCAUGCGAGCCCAGGGAAUUGGUACUCAAGCACUGUCUAUCUUAAAAAGAAUUGGCGAAUACGUUACCACAAAGAUGCUGAGAUGCAGUACAGAGAACGACGUUGCCACUGGAGCGUACAACAUUCCGGAACCGAGGUCAGCUAGAAUGAGUGCGGCAUUGUCGUUGUCCAAGCGACGAGGAGAGGGUCCUAGUACUACUACGACAGUUCCACGGCAUGACUCGUUUGUGCCACUACAGGGGCAGACAUCCCAGGUACAUGUUGCAAGCUUUGGUUCGAUGCCCGAGCAGACUCAUUUCGUGGACCAGGAUGCAUAUAUGGGAUAUGAUGCACACAUCCAAGGUGACAGAUCUCAGCCAUAUCCCUCCACACGAGGGAUCAGGAUGCCCGAGGAGACUCGUUUUCCUGAGAUAAACCAACACACUAUAGGCGAGGGAUCACAAAGCUCCAACAAUGCUCAGGAAAUUAAUGAUGCAUCAUGGGGAUAUGAAGAAACCAAACGUGGCGUACACAAACAAAUACUCAUAGAAUCCCAUGAUACUCGACGCCCACUCCCAGGAAUAGUAGAUGACUUUUUUGGGGAGGACCUUAUUGGCCCAUCUUAUAUCCCUUCCGAGUCACAACUAUACAUCUAUAAUUUCGAAUCAUCAUCUCAAUAUGGAUUGCAGACUCCACCACCAAUGCAUGAGUCGCAGACACAGGAACAGGAGGGACAGUAUGGCCGUGGUCUUCGUGAACACAGACCCCCUAAUCACUUAUCACCUUCCGGUCGUCGGUAAAGGCCAGCUGGUCGUCGUCACGUAGGGUGAUUAGUCUAUGUAUGUGUGCAAACUAUUGUAUCUCUCUAUGUGAGUUUCAAACUUUCAGAUGUAGGUACGAGACAUCUAUGUAGUUUGAUGAAAUAAAAGCUCUUGAUAUA
Messenger RNA from Hordeum vulgare subsp. vulgare (domesticated barley), 1189 nucleotides. RefSeq lists its product as uncharacterized. The transcript has 2 exons. The record is from RefSeq and is a predicted model, not a curated record. Lineage: Eukaryota; Viridiplantae; Streptophyta; Magnoliopsida; Poales; Poaceae. The coding region runs from base 258 to 1049 and encodes 263 amino acids.